AUACGCCCACAUACUUCCAAAUAUGGAUAGGUGAGGUACAAAGACUCUAGACUAGAAUAUGGCGUCUCAUCCGGUUUCUCACUGCCGGGAGAACAUUGUUGAUCAUUCGGAACGUUAGCUACUCACUCCCUGUGGUGUUGCUGCACCGUCUCGAUCAAGAAAAUCGCAUCGCAUCGGAUUCUCCUGGAGUUCCUCGCUGCAUGUGCGCUAGCUGGCAGGAGUGUACCAGAAGUCUAGUCCCGUGUACAUGUGUACUUUACCUUGCCGACUAACGUUACACACUCACACCAGACCGACAGAUAGACUGUGGCGGAGACUGCGAGCGGACGACAGAAUCCAAGUUAGGGUUGGGCAAGGACACGAAGUUUCCUACUGAUACACUGAUGUGGGUGUAGUAGUCUGAGUGACUGACAAGACCAUUGAAAAAAAACAGACAAGAUGAGUAGUACCAAGAAGAAAGCAGAAGGGCAAUCUAGGACCAUGGGCAAACUACGAACCAUGAAGUCAGGAAGCUCCAGAACAGACUCGGAGAGAGACUCUGGCUUCUCAGAUGCCAGCACCAUAGACCUGACAGAUUCUGAGGACUCAUCUCGCGCUGUGUCCAAGAGAGAGGCUCAGCGCCCUGCAUCGGGGUCUCAUCCCUCACAGCUAGCUGUGGUGGGGGGGUCCUACUCCAACAUGUCCCCCAUGAUCAUGAAAAAUGUCCUCCUAAAACAGCCCGGGAACAACCCUCCCUCUCAGAAGCCAUGGGGGUUCAGCCCAGCUGUGGAGAUGGUCCAGCAGCCUCAGGUGGUCUUCGUCCAGCCCGUUGUCUCCCCUGUGGUCUCCCACUGCACCACAUCCAACCCUAAGGAGGCCUCCUCCAAACGCCGGCGCCCCAAGAAGUAUCUGCCCAUCCUCAGGUCCUACCCGAAGAUCGCCCCUCACCCUAGAGAUUGUUCAAGUUCCUCCGGGAGAGAAAGCUCUUGUUAUUUCCCCUCUUCUUCCCCCUCGGCCUCCAGCCACCGGGAACACCAUCACAACCACAGAAACAAACAUCAGAGGCACCAGUCUAGUAGUUUUAGCUGUGGUUCUUCUCGUUGCAGCACCCCCAGUCUCCCUCCUCCCUCUAGCUCCCUGUCCCCCUCUCCCCAGCAUAGGCUCACCCCCUCCCUCACAGACUCCAGUGCUUGCAGCAGCCCUGCAAGAUCCUCUCUCGCCGUCAGUAGAUCAGAGUUCUCCCCAGCCCCAUCCCCUGCCUUAACCGUAACCCCUUCAGACACCCUCACCACUGAGGUCCCUGAGAAAACCAACACCCUCUCCCUCCCACAACCCACCGUCGCCACAACCAACGACAACAGCUGCUACGAUGACGGCAACCACGACGACAAUGGCGAUGACCAUAACAUAAAGCGCAAGCGUUUCUGCAACACGUACAACAUCCUGUCCAAGUCUGGCCUGCUGGAGAUCACCCUGAGUACCAAGGACCUGAUUCGUCAGAACCGCAGGACCCAGGUAGACCUGGACCGGCUCAAGGAGCACACCAACCUCUUCCUGGAGGCCCUGCAGACCGGAGAUACCAGCAUCUGGAGCAAGCUGCAGACCAGCCUCCAGGAAGAGCAGGAAGAGAAAGGCAGUGGGCAGCAGAGCAGCUUAAAGGCGGAUACAGAUUAGAUUUGAGUAAAAGCAGGGUUUCAUCUGUUAGACUGGGCAGAGACGGAGUUGAGGUGGGGGAGGCUGAGGCAGCUAGACUGGCAGUAAUAUGCCCAUAAUGAUCACACAGACAUAUACUCUAACCUACAUAGUAGCAGUAGUCUCUACUAGCAGUAUAUAUAUAUAUCUAUAUACUAUACUAUAGCCUGCCUGCCUUACCCCAGGCCAGGUUGGAUAGCAGGCUUCUGUACAAUAUGAAAUCGCUCUAUUCCCCAUAAACUGCACUACUGUGACUCUAGUGCACUACUUUGAUUCUCCUGAAAGUCUACACACCCCUUGCACAGUCUUCACAUUUUGCUGCCUUAAAAUCAAAUCAAUUUUCUUUCCCUACCGAUCUACUCCACAUUUUCAUAUUGAAAGAAUAUGUGUAGAACAUUUUCCAAAUGAGUAAGAAAUACAAAAACAAAGAUGUAUUGAUUGCGUAUGUCUUCACAACCCAGAGUUAAUACUUGGUGGAAGCACCUUUGGCAGCCAUUACAGCUGUGAAUAAUUUUGAAUAAGUUUCCUCCAACUUUGUACAAUUCUUAGGGCAAUGUAUAUCCAUUGUUUUUGUCAAAAUACUCUACAUUUGAUUGGGAGUCAUUGAUGGAUACCAAUAUUCAAAGCUUUGUCUCUGGUUUUCAAGCUAAUUUAAAUCAGGAAAGAGACUGGACCAAUGAGGAACAUUCAACACCUCUUGGAAAGCCAUUCUGGGGGGCAGUGCUAGCUGUGCAACUAGAGAUUCUGGGUUCGAGUCCAGGCUCUGUCGCAGCCGGCCGCGACCGAGAGACCCAUGGGGCGGCGCACAAUUGGCCCAGCAUCGUCCGGGUUAGGGGACGGUUUGGCUGGUAAGGGUAUCCUUGUCCGAUGGAGCACUAGCGACGCCGGGUGCAGUGCAUGCUGACACAGUGCAUGCUGGUAGCCAGGUGUAUGGGGUUUCCUCCGACACAUUGGUGUGGCUGGCUUCCAGGUUAAGUGGGCAUUGUGUCAAGAAGCAGUGUGGUUUGGUUGGGUUGUGUUUCAGAGGACGCACGGCUCUCAACCUUCGCCUCUCCCGACUCCGUACGGUUGUUGCAGCGAUGAGACAAGACUGUAACUACCAAUUGAAUACCAUGAAAUUGGGGAGAAAAAGAGAUUAAAAUUAAGAAGAAGAAAAAAAGAAAACCAUUCUGGUGUUUCUUCGACAUUAACUCUUGUUUUAUUGUCCUGUGGAAAAAAUAAAACUUCCAAGCGUAGGUUAUCAGAAAACUGCGGCGGGUUUCCCUCUAACUUUUUACCUGAGCUUUGCUCCUUUAAUAUUUAUUUUGAUCCUGACAAACUCCCUAGUCCCUGUUGGUGACAAGCAUACCCAUAACAUGAUGCUGUCAAAAAGUUUAUUUGUAUAUUUAUUUGCUGUGUUGUCUUGCAGUAUUGUUCAACGUCCUUGUUGCAAACAGAAUGGAUGAUUUGAAGUGGAUUUAUAACACAGGCUUCCUUCUUUUCAAUUUGUCAUACAGGCCAAUAAUGUGGAGUGACUGCAAAUGUUGUUGAUCUGUAUUUUCAAGUAUUGUGGUGGCAGCAUCAUGUUAUGAGUGCUUGUCAUGCUGGGUAUCUCUGAGAUAAGUCAUAGGGGGCUGUUUUACUGAAAAUGUAAGUGUCCACCAGCUGACACUUUAACCAGUUGUAGUUAUGACUUGAAAUGGGGCAUGCUGAGUAAAAUAGGCCUAUUUUGAGGAAAGCUUGCGUGGUAUGGUUAGUGAGAGUGCUAGAAUGGGUACCUGGACUGAACCCAACAAACAAACAAUUCAAAUGUAUGGUCUAAAUUUAAAAUGAAGAUCUUUAUUGAUAGGUUUUACAAUAGCCAGUAGGUUUCCACUGUAAAAUGUCUAAGAAGAAUGGAAAGCAGGCAACACAGAAUACUUUAUUCCUUUGUGAAUUCAUGGACUUCUGGACAAGGAAAGACAGUGAUUUACCUAAAGACUCCUUCAGGACUCCAGUGAGGAUUCUGUUCAUCAAAGCAUUUUUUUAAACAACAAAGACUGAUGUAAGAAAAUGUUCAAGGCCUUCUCAAAAAGCUGAACUUUAUUUAAAACCUUGUAUUGUAUUUGCAUGGGAAGUUACUCCCAAGUAAGACUUAAGUUGGCACAAUUUAUCAUGAGGUUUAAGUUAUUUUUAAACCUGCGAUUGUGUUUUUGUAAUAGACCAAGCAUCAUAUCUUCCUGUCCUAUGUUACUUUCAUGGCCUUAUUUAGACAAUUGAUUAUGUGGUGUUCAAUUACUUAAUUUUUUCAAAUAAGGAGUUCUCCAUAAGAAGAUAGACUGUCAGGGGUACAGUAGCCCUUCGUGACAUAUUUUGUUAUUUAGUCCUGCAAAGCAUUGGAGUGCCUCAAAGUUAUUACAAAUGCAAAGAAGGUGAUAUAAUUUGUGCUUUACAGCCUAAAAUGCAAAUAACAGUAGAUGUUAUCUUCAGUGUAAGUAGUAAUAGGCCUCAGGGAAGCCAUUUUAAAACUUGAGCUUCCUGAAUUUCUCAUCUAUAAGAACUGCAUAACACCUGUAUGUGCUUGUUACCACAGUUCAAAUAGGUAAAAACUGUAAAAGUUUGUCUUUAUAUUUAAAUGUUGGCAGCUGUUUUUCUAUCAUUGUUAUCCUGCCUCCUCAUCGCAAGGACAUGAAUGAAAUGUAAUUAUAUGUAUAUUAUAAGCUCAAUGUUUCAAUAGCACAGCAGUAGUAGCUUGUGAUUGAUAACAAAAUUAGAAAAUAAAUCUUAACAGAUUCUGCACCAAUGUUUUAUAUUACUAGUCUUUAUUUAAAUGAUAAACUUUGUAAAAGCUGCAGAAAAAUACAUUGAUCAUGAUGUUGACUUCCUUGCAGCUAUGCAAAUCACGAUCCUUUUAAUUGAAUGACGGUUAGUAAAAUGCAGUAUCUGUGUUUGUGUUGCUCAAGUGAACCUUUUUUUGUUCAUUUUCUAGAAGGUACAUUGCUUGCUCAAUAAACGUUAUUUCCAAGAA
Messenger RNA from Salvelinus fontinalis (brook trout), 4657 nucleotides. It is a transcript of the gene cipcb, whose product is annotated as CLOCK-interacting pacemaker b. The coding region runs from base 439 to 1653 and encodes 404 amino acids. Gene Ontology annotation, biological process: negative regulation of circadian rhythm; negative regulation of DNA-templated transcription. The record is from RefSeq and is a predicted model, not a curated record. The transcript is spliced from 4 exons. NCBI's taxonomy places the organism in Eukaryota, Metazoa, Chordata, Actinopteri, Salmoniformes, Salmonidae. Gene Ontology annotation, cellular component: nucleus.